CAUACUCAAGAGAUUCCCGAAAGCAUUUAAAAAGUUUUUACCUCAUUCCCAUUGUUCCCAAACUCCUCUGCUGAAGAUUGCAUUUCUAUUGCAUGUGAGAAGACUUACUUUUAGAAUGUCAAUUUCUUCUGUCAGCCUUUAUAUGUUGCAUGAUAGGCCUGAUGUGGGAUUCAGGAAUGAAAGAAGACCUUGAAUUUUGAAGUGAAUUGAACUGAAAAUCGAAUAAAGUUCUGAACGAACGAUUCUGGUUAUCUGCAGCAAGUAACAACGAAAAUGGCAAAGUUAUUCCGAAUAGUGAAACUCCCCGACCGAUUCAACACAGAAGUUUUCACUUUUCAGCUUCCAGCAAAACUUAUUAAAGAGAAUGCCCCCUCGUCUUUUUCGAAAGACUUUAUCUACGGCUACCAAAAAUGGACUGUAAGUUUUGUCAAGAGCGAGCGGCAUUUGGGUGCGUUUCUGAAGCUCCAAACAGCCUCUCUUCACGUGGUAUGCAAAGUUGAUUAUGCUUUUACCAUGGUUAACACCGAGCAUUUCACCAAAAACGAAUCCUUCAUCGAAAAAGGGUCCGAGUUUACUAAGGAAUGCGACACCAGAGGGCGCCAAACUUUCAUAUCACUGGAGGACCUGGUGAGACGAACAUUCAUACAGCAAACUGGGGAUUUCCUCGUUGAGCUGGAACUCAGACACGUUACUACUGCAAUGGAAUGUUUCGUCAGAAUUCCAAAAGACUACCAAGCACGAUACGCAAGUAACAUUAAACUUGAGACACCUUAUUUUAGUUUUGGAUUAUUUGACUGGAGCAUCUCUCUCUAUCCGAACACUCCCACCCAUGAGACGGAGGGUAAUGUAGCAGUUCAACUUCACAGGCACACAAACUUUGACCAUCUAUGUCGUGUUCAGUAUGAAAUAAGAAUAGGUGAAAAUCAGGCAUUUGAGUCAGGUAACAUAGAACAGUGGCUAGACGGAAGUGGAAAUGGUGAACCUUACAUUAUCGGAUCCACUAUACAUAUGCUGUCCAGGGGCCGCUCUACGGUCCGAGUCCGUGUAAACAUGUUUUCUGUUGUUUCCAUCAGCGAAGCUGCACUUCCAGUAUUAAACAAGAACCGUAACCGUGUCCACAUGUACGAUAGAGACAAACAGGCUUGGAUGUUAGAAUCUGACAUCUCUGGAAAAUAUCUGGCCUUCAAACUUUACUACACUGACGUAUCACAUGUUCCUCGAAAAUGUACCCGGCUUGUCAGCUUUGACUUGGCGGUUUUAUCUACUGACGUUGACCGUCCUACAAUCAAAGCUAGCAAUGGUCCGUUCAGCCGCUAUUAUGUACAAGAAGACUUAGAUGAAGGAUUCAAAAUGCACACAAAUAUACCGGUUAGAGAGCUUCAAGAUCCUCGGUGCGAGUUUCUCUCGGCUGAGGAUCAGAAAGUAACAGUCCACAUCCAUUGGAUAGAUUCUCAUCUUUUAACCACGCCCACUUACCACAGUCUAGAUGACGUCAGCAGGUUACACAAACACCAAAUGAUGAGGGAAAUUAUGGCCCUGCAGGCUGAGAAUUAUGCCCUGGAGAAACAACUGUAUAGCUACCAGAAAUCUAUCGCCCGGUCAAGCUCCCGGGGACAGUCCGAAUCCGACGACUAUCCUAAAGAAAAGAACCACUAUCGAUAGGAAAUAAAAUAUCCGUGGAAUCCAACGAACUGUUUUCAACGGGAAAUGUAAUCUCCGAAUAAUCCGGAUAUUAUCAAGUGAUAAGAUAAUCGAACCAUACUGUAAAUCAAUGAAUUUUGGGAAGCGUUUUAUUAUUAUCAUUCCUCACUAAAUAAUUGGAAAUUCUGAUAGUAAUUUGUUCACUAAUAUUACACGAUUGUUAGUUGUUGGACAUUGAAAAAAAUCAUCAGUUAAUAUUUGUUACAUUAUUUGCACAUGUUAAGUAGAAAUUUAUUCAAAAAUAAAUGUUUUUCAUCAUAUUGCACAACAGAAAGAGUCGAGGAAAUUUUGUGUUCGAUCAAAUGUGCCUUCGUUUGCCGACAUUGAUGAAUGAUAAGCUCUACAAUGAUGGCAGUCUUGCAAUGGAACCACAUCGUUUCUCUUUGAUAUGUGCUUAAGGUUUUCAACAAAUUCAUCACAGGAUAUGAGUCCUUGUACUUAGUCAUAUUUGAAUUGAAGAAUCAAGAAAAUUAAGGUUAUCGCAAAUGGAAACAUAUUAUCUUACAUAAUCUUUGUAAAUCGUUAAUCAUGUACAACUAAAACGCAAUCAAUUUACUGUUUGUGAGGACAAGAAAAAUCACGCUAUGUCACUCGAAACACGCAUUAUUUUUUGCAACGAGCUGCAAUAUGGAUUUUAUUAAGGUGAUUAAUAUAUUUAAUUCUUUCAUUUAAGCAAGUACCAUUAGGAUACGAACAACAAAAGUAAAGAUAUUAA
This is a messenger RNA of Saccostrea cuccullata (small rock oyster), 2416 nucleotides long. RefSeq lists its product as uncharacterized. Gene Ontology annotation, molecular function: protein binding. The record is from RefSeq and is a predicted model, not a curated record. Lineage: Eukaryota; Metazoa; Mollusca; Bivalvia; Ostreida; Ostreidae. Bases 274 to 1662 code for a protein of 462 amino acids. The transcript has 4 exons.